Molecule: messenger RNA, 3536 nt
Organism: Nasonia vitripennis (jewel wasp)
Lineage: Eukaryota; Metazoa; Arthropoda; Insecta; Hymenoptera; Pteromalidae
Product: trypsin Blo t 3
Exons: 9
Coding region: 2037-3461 (474 amino acids)
Biological process (GO): proteolysis
Molecular function (GO): serine-type endopeptidase activity
Source: RefSeq, a predicted model, not a curated record
UUUUCUCGCGCGCAUUGUGAUUACCGUCCAUUCUCUCCCGGCUCGACAAUUAGCGCCGAUUCGGACAAUGGAAAUUUCGCGGAUCAGCCGCGUGUGUGUUAAUUCAACGACAAUGGCAUCGAGCGAGAGCUGCUGCGAAAAACACGCGUCUCGAGAAUUAACGAGCUAACUUUCAACGACAUAGCCUAAACGUUCGCUAAAGUGUGAAAAUCAGCCGUCUUUGAGCGAGAGCUCGAGGUUUUUCUUGAAGCGAAGAUUCGCUCGAAAUAUCAUCGAUACGAUGCAUAAUUGCUCAGAGGUACAUAAUAUGCCCUCUGUCGGAAAUUUAUUCAUCCAUUCGAGCGCGGCAGCCGCACGCGAGCACAGACAUACGCAGGAUCAUUAUAUCGUCUAUUUCAUUCCACUUACAUGUAUUCCGCGCGGGAAAUACCGUAAAAGUUACGAGUCUGUAAAAUUAUACGAAAUAACUGCGCAGCCGUAUAAUUCUGAUACGAUGAAAUAUGUAUGGUUAAAUCGACGACACACGAGGAAUUCAUCGCGUGUGUUAUGACAGAAUCGCUGUAUAGCGAUAAUAUUCCAUGAAGCAUAUUAUGAAGCGUGUGUGUACAUACGCAUAUAAUCAGAGGCUGAAAGUUGAGCUUCAUUACAAUGAUAAAGCCUAAUUCACGACGGCGUAAUUCGCGCGCGAUGCUCCUCAAACAAAGGAUCGCUUGGCCGGCUUUAACGUCGUACAUCUUGAAUUUACAGCCGGCACUGCAGUGGGACUCGUUGUUGUUCGAAGUUUCGAGAGGAAACCGCCAAGAGGGAGAGGUCAUAACGCGCUGCGUUUUACGGUCGGCAAGCGCGGGCUACAUCGCCCGCCACAUACGGCCCGCCUUCAUAUGGUAAAUAACCAUUAUAACCAGCGAGAGUGAGAGAGUCAGCUCUCUCGCAUUCGAAUCGCUGAAAGAUACGGCUGAGCUUUCCAGCGAAAAAGAUAGCGGCUUUUAUCAUCGCGUUACAAGUAUUUCGCUAUUAAAAACGAUACAGCCCCGAAAAAUAAGCGAUAUCCCAUAACUCAAUGUUUUUCUUUUUUUCAGCUCCGACAGCUCGAUUCCGGGUUAUAAAUCGGCGCCUAGGGGGAGGCCGCGGUACACGAUCCACCUGUGCGCGAGGACGAGCCGCGCGUGCAUAUAAAACUCGCGCGAUUCGCCCGCGGCGCGCAUUCUUUUCUCGAAAUUGAUAUCAAAGAAUCCCGGAAAAAUUCCUCCCGCGCGCGCGCGUUGUAUUGCCUGCGCGCUCUGAUUCGCUCUGUCCGCUUACACAUUCGGCUUGCGUCGGCGGCGUUAUGCUCUGUUUCGCUUAUUUCGGCUUGGCCCGCGCGUAUUGUCGUCGUGAAUCGCGCUGCCGCGAGGCCGGAAAUUACGCGCGUGUGGAUUUGCUCGACUGAGCGAGAGCGAAAGUGUGUGUGUGUGUGUGUGUGUGUAUGCGCACGGGGGAGUUGAGGGAAACCAAUAUUUGGCUGCAGGUGCUGUACUGCGGCGUGUGCGGUAUUGGGGGGGAAUGAUGCGGAUGGAUUCUUUUGUUCUGGGGAGGUGGAGAGGAGUGGAAAAGGUGGAUGAUAAAAAAGUAGGCUUGCGAAGACGAAUGGCAAGAGGUUGAAGGCUUGUGUAUGAAUUCUUGGUAAAAAGUUUCUGCUUUGUUGCGAUUCCGGGUUGAGUUUUGUUCAUGGUUUCAUGAAUAUUCGGAAUUUCCUUAUGAUCGAUUCAAAGUGCGAGUAUAUUUUGUUUGAUAAAAAGAUUAGUAUGCAAAGACAGAUGUAAAUUAAAGUUAAACAUUGGAAGUAACAGAGACGCUUGGUCUUAUACGUUUUAAUUGUAUUGAGUUUUAGUUUUUAUUACCAUACAAAAUUAAAUGUUAUCGGCCAAUAAAUUACGAUAAGUUAAAAGAAAUAAUCUUUGUCAAGCAGACGUAUUUAAAAUUGUAUAUAAAAAGCAUCGGUGUUAGAAAACCGACGAUUAUUGUAUCAGGAACACCCAAUAAUCAACAACUCCACAAUGAAAGAAUUAACAUCCAUCGUUUUUCUCCUGUCUCUCGUUGCGACGAUUCACAGUUUACGAACAAGAAUUCACAGAGGCUCGACUGCUUUCGAAGGACAAUACCCAUACCAGGUGUCACUACGAACAGAAAAGAAAGGUCACUUCUGCGGUGGUUCAAUUAUCAAUCAACGAUGGAUUUUGACUGCUGCGCAUUGCUUAGACGAGGAUGACAUAAAAGUUGUGGUCGGCACAAAUUCUCUAUACGAAGGAACCGAAUACGAGGUUGUAAGAAGUAUUAUCCACGAAGGUUUCGAUGCGAAAACGGUCGAAAAUGAUAUUGGCCUCGUGCGCGUUGACCGAGACAUUCAUUUCAACGACAAGGUGCAACCGAUCACACUAGCUUCAAAGAACACGAAGGCUGAUGGCAAUGAAAUCGUAGUUUUGACUGGUUGGGGUAGAAUUGAGGAUUAUAGCAAACCCGAACGACUACAAUACAUUAUAUUGGAAAUUUACGACUUCGAUAAAUGCAAGAGGACGGAACCGAGGGUAUCUAAAACGGAGCUUUGCACGCUCGCUAGAAGGGGCGGAACUGCUUGCAUCGGUGACUCGGGUGGACCUGUCGUUAAUAGAGAUGGUAUUCAAGUCGGCGUUGUUUCACAUAGAUAUCAAAGUUGUGGGGCAGCAGUUCCUGAUAUACAUGCUCGAGUUUCUAGCUUCCGCGACUGGAUAGAUAAGAAAAUAGCUCAUAACUGGUUGAGACGAACGCGAAUUCAUGGAGGUUCCCAAGCUCCGGAAGGUCACUUCCCAUACCAGGUAUCUCUACAAAGGCCGUUUCAUUUUUGCGGUGGCUCAAUCAUCAACGAGCGAUGGAUUUUAACCGCCGCGCACUGCCUCAAAGGUAAGGAGGUCGGUAAAAUCAAAAUUGUAGUUGGUAGUACGUCAAAAUUCGAAGGCAAAGCGUAUCAAGCUGAAAAGCUCAUCUAUCACGAUGAUUACACCACGGCAGCAUUGAAAAGUGAUAUUGGCCUAGUGCGAGUUAACAAAAACAUCGAGUUUAACGAUAACGUCCAGCCAAUCAAACUUGCUUCGAAAGAUACGACUACGGAUAUCAACGAAAGCGUUAUUAGUGCUGGAUGGGGUAGGGUCGAGGACGACACUUUGCCCGAAAAACUUCAGUAUAUCAUAUUCAAAGUGUCUGACACGAAGAAAUGUAAUAGGUCAUAUUACAGAACCUCCGUAGGGGAAACGCAAAUUUGUACUAUUUCAAAAAGAGGACAAGGUUCCUGUACAGGUGAUUCUGGCGGUCCAUUGGUCAACACAAAUGGUAUUCAAGUGGGCAUUUCAUCGUUCAUACGUGGCGGAUGCGGACACGGCUUACCGGAGAUCUUCACUCGAGUUUCCAGUUUUAGAGACUGGAUCGACGAGAAAAUCGGCCAAAAUUGAUUCCCAUACGCAAACACAGCGUCAAAUAAAAAACCGACACGUUUCACGCUCGAAUAAAGUCCAUAAAUGACAAAA